AUGGGCGGCAACUCGAGCAAGAUAACAGCCCAAGACCAAGCAAUCUACGACCUCAAACUCCAACGCGACCGCCUCCACCAAUACCAACGCCGCAUAACCCUUCUCACCUCCCGGGAAACCGAAAUCGCCCGCGCCCUCCUCGCCCAAAACAACCGUCCCCGCGCCCUCCUCGCCCUCCGCCGAAAGAAAUACCAAGAAUCCCUCCUCGCCAAAACCGACCAGCAACUCGAGCAACUAGAAAAAUUGGUAUCUUCUGUAGAAUUCGCACUCAUCCAAAAAGACGUCGUCUUUGGGCUGCAGCAGGGGACAAAAGUCCUCAAAGAAAUCCACGCCGAGAUGGGCGGGAUCGACAAGGUGGAAAAACUGAUGGGGGAGACGGCGGAGGAGGUCGAGUACCAGAGGGAGGUGAGCGAGAUGUUGGGGGGCAGGAUCAGUGUCCAGGAUGAGGAGGAGGUGGAGGAGGAGUUGGCUGCGUUGGAGAGGGAGUUGGGAGAACCAAAGAAGAAGGAGGAGGAGACUCCUAGUAGGGUGGUGGUGGAGGGGGGGUUGCCUGAUGUGCCGGGGACGGAGUUGCCUGCUGGAGAGCAGAGGCAGGAGGGGGUCAAGAAACCGGUUGCUGAGAGGAGGGAGGCGGUUGCUGCUUGA
Messenger RNA from Podospora anserina S mat+, 645 nucleotides. RefSeq lists its product as uncharacterized. Bases 1 to 645 code for a protein of 214 amino acids. NCBI's taxonomy places the organism in Eukaryota, Fungi, Ascomycota, Sordariomycetes, Sordariales, Podosporaceae. Gene Ontology annotation, cellular component: ESCRT III complex; multivesicular body. Gene Ontology annotation, biological process: late endosome to vacuole transport via multivesicular body sorting pathway; vesicle budding from membrane. The record is from RefSeq and is a predicted model, not a curated record. The transcript has 2 exons.